CCCAGUAACUGUGUGGAAAUGACCGAUGAUCUUCUGGCUCUCAGUGAUUGUGAAGAGGAGUUACCGGAGCCGAUGCCUCCCGGCCCAGGCCGCUGGAGUCAGGAUCUGCUCAGUGGACCAGACAGUGUUUCGGUCCCAACAAAGACCUCUGACAUUUUGGAUCUGCUGUCCGAUGACGUCAUUCCCAUCAACACCGGAUCAAACAGCCUCAGCACCCAGCACGAGGAGGAGAAGCAGACAGAUGAGACAGCCGAAGACACACGGAGCACAGAGGACAGUAUUGACUCCUGGAGUUCACACGUGACAACCAGCACCGUCGCUGAAUCCAGCUCGGCUGAUCCGUUUGAUCCAUAUCCGAUAGGGACCACAUCCCCUAACAGCUCAUCUGACCUGCUCCAGCCUCUCCCGACCCCUUCCAUCAACAGCUCCACAGAGCUCCUGUCAAAGACCCAUCUUGCAGAGGAAGAGCCAAGUCCAGACACCAGCUUGAGUCAUGAUGCGUUGGAAGCACUUGCAGAGGACGUCAUCCCCAUCAAGACCGACGCCACGAGCCUCAGUACUAACAGACGAGCUUGGACACACACGUGGGAUACCGGCAAACCCGAAUACACCACUGCAGAAGAGAGGCAGGAGGAUGAACCUGCAGGCUGGGCUGAGGAUCAGCACACACCGGUCAUGUUUGAAAGAAAGUCUGCAGGGAGUGAUUCCCCAUGGGACAGAUGGACAUCGCCCACAGUUUACACCACCGCCACCACUACAGAAGAAGAAGGGGAAAGUUAUGAUGGAGUUGUUCCCAAGACCUCUGACAGAGAGGAUGACCAGCGCGCCGAAAUGCCAGAACUCGAGUCCAAAAAGGGGUUUGUGUGUGUAAAGGAGUAUGUCAAUGCAUCAGAGCUGUCCUUGCAUAAUGCCAGUGACGACAGCAGAGGUGGAUCUGAUUAUUCGACAUCAAGCGCCUCCAGUUAUACCUGCAGCAGCCCCUCCACUUACUCCAGGGGUUCAAUGUCCUCCACCUGCACAUACUGUGGAGAGCCAGUGGGCAAUGAGGGCAAGAUCACAAUCGAGCACCUCAAUAUCAACUGCCAUCCUUCCUGCUUCAAGUGUGGGGUUUGUGGCAAGCCCAUGGGAGACCUUCUCUGCAGCAUGUUCCUGCAUGGUGGGACAGUCCACUGCGAGAGCUGCUAUUCCAAAACCUUUGACUGAAUAUAAGUGCUCUUCUAUGGCCUCUUAACCC
Molecule: messenger RNA, 1234 nt
Organism: Lampris incognitus (smalleye Pacific opah)
Lineage: Eukaryota; Metazoa; Chordata; Actinopteri; Lampriformes; Lampridae
Gene: znf185
Product: zinc finger protein 185 with LIM domain
Exons: 17
Coding region: 19-1203 (394 amino acids)
Source: RefSeq, a predicted model, not a curated record